AUGAUUUUCUACAUGCAGCGUUGGGCAGUGUGGGACACAACCGUGUUCAUAGAGGGCAUGGGUAGCUUGAGGUUCAUCCUGGUGUCCAAUGAGGCAGAGGUCCGGAAGGCUGGUGGCGGCCAGAACUUGAUGGUGGUCAACCAGGUGGCAGAGGAGGUGCAGAAGCAGGCCACCCCCCUUCUGAAGAGGGUUGUCCAUGGGUGGUUGAAAGAGCGCCCACAUCUAAAGCAAUAUACAACCAACGACAGCAUGCUCCUUUGCAGGCUGAAGGCCAUCAAAGCCAUACACAGCUCAACACCUUCAGUGAAGCUGGCAAGCUGCACAGCCAUGGCCAAAGCUUUGCACCGGAGUGCAGAGCUUGCUCCAGUGGCUUCUGCAAUCAAGGAGCUUAAACUGAAGCGGCCGCCAUUGAGUGCCACAAGUCCAGAAAUGACACCUGUACAACUGGCCAAGGCCACUGCAUUCGAGCGGCUGCAGCCCCCAGGGAAGCGGUGCUGA
This is a messenger RNA of Volvox carteri f. nagariensis, 498 nucleotides long. RefSeq lists its product as uncharacterized. The record is from RefSeq and is a predicted model, not a curated record. Lineage: Eukaryota; Viridiplantae; Chlorophyta; Chlorophyceae; Chlamydomonadales; Volvocaceae. Bases 1 to 498 code for a protein of 165 amino acids. The transcript is spliced from 2 exons.